Molecule: messenger RNA, 2610 nt
Organism: Phyllopteryx taeniolatus (common seadragon)
Lineage: Eukaryota; Metazoa; Chordata; Actinopteri; Syngnathiformes; Syngnathidae
Product: cytadherence high molecular weight protein 2-like
Exons: 11
Coding region: 1416-2345 (309 amino acids)
Source: RefSeq, a predicted model, not a curated record
CAGCUGAAAAGAAAAAAAACACCCAAGAAUGAUUAAAGCCUGGUAUGAAAACAGAGACAAUCUGCCUGUUUUUGCACCGAUUCUGUCCCCUCCAACCAAGCACGUCAAAUGCCAGACAAUCUAUGUUUUAUAUGAUUAUCCUAUAAGAUUAUCCUUAGGUCUGAGGUGUUUUAAGACUAGAUUCGUCCUGGUUUUAGGGUCCGAAACAGGUGGGGGCUCAUAUUCUUAAGUAAUGAACAUGUUCAAUAUUUACGCCCUAAACUCUUCAUGUCUGCAGUAGGGUUGUUCCGUUCAGAAGAACGAAUGAUUUUAGUGAACGAACUGAACCGAAUCAGUUUAUGAAAUGAUUAGUUCUUUUUGCUUGAGUGAUUCGUUCAGUGAACUGGUGGACUGAAGAACUGAAGAGUGAUUCGUUCGUUGAACUUUUUCGUUUGUGAUCCGCUAAAGAGCGAUGUACAAGUACGAUGAGUGAGUCGUUGGCGCAAGGAAUGGCGUACUACGCCGUGAACGUACUCAUGAGUGAUUUUAACCGCAAGUCCUGACGUCCUCGCGGGGAUAGCUUUCACUAGCAGCUUCAAGCUAACGGCUAAUUUUUGAGACACGUGAAAACAAGCACGUUUAAAAUAAAUGUAAAUUAAUAAUAAAUGUAUAUACGUACACAUAUCAUUCCCGCUGUGUCUCUAAUGCGAUUAUUAAAGCUUUUUAUUUCAUAAUAAUAAUAAUACAUUAAACUUAUAUAGCAAGACACUGAAGCUACGGUGAACUGGAAGUGCAAAACUAUAGAACAAAUUGUGAAAUACUUUUACAUUUCAGAAAACAAAUUAACAAAAGCCAAAACUCCUUUACAUUUCAGAAGACAAAUUAACAAAAGCCAAAACUCUUUUACAUUUCAGAAAACAACUUAUGGAUGGUGACGUGGAACAGAAUGUACCCAAUCGAGAAGUGCCCUGCAAAAAAAUAAACAAAACAACAACAAAAACAUUCUACUUGAUUUCAUAUUUUGUAUUAAAAUGAGUUCACCAGCCGGCAAGAAGUAUUUUCCAAAGCAAGUCCCUUUUUUUUUUUUUUUUUUUUACGAAAACUUUCCCGCAUCUGGACCCCUCGGACAUACUGCAAAAUUUGGCGCAUAGCCGGAAGUAUCCGCUAGUCUUUAUUUUUGUGAACCUCAAAAGGUUGUGCAACAAAAUAUUAAGGGUACUGUCAUUUUUUGUCCAGGCAUUUCAUGAGUUUUUAAAAUGUUUUUUUUUUUUUAGAAUACUUCUGUUGAACCACAAUUUAAAAGCAAUGUCUGCUUUUCAUUGGCUAAUUUUCAUUGUUAUUACUUUUGCCAGGUUCAAGUUAUUUCCGUGACCACUUUGGGUUUUUCUUUCAUUAACAGAGGGGUACCAACAAUUUUGUGCACGACAUCCAAGGAGAUGCUGGAGAAAGUCGCCGAGCUCGAUCACAGUCGGAGUCAGCUGAAGCUUCGAAACACUGAGAUGAGGCACUUGCUCGACGCAGCAGAUGAUGAGAUGACUGUGCUGCGAUCAGAAAAUGAGGCAUUAAGAAAACAAGUGAAAACGCUGGAGCAGAUGAUCGUAGAUGUCCAGCAUGUGGAAGCGCAGCCUUUCAGGUUGCCACUGGGGGAUGACCUCUAUCUAAAGCAGUCCACUAAAUUUAGGCAACAAGAACUGGUCGGUGACGGUAAGGAACACAAUGCGAUGAUGGAACAAAAUAAGAAUCUGAUUGCAGAGGUUCAGAGGUUCCAAGAGCAAAGAGAAAAGGACAUGAUGAGCUUGAGCAAGUUCAGUGUUGCACUUAAAAACAGUGAGUUUAGAACAGAAGAGGCUCAGAUUGGACUGCAGCAAAGGGACGAGGUUAUUCAACAGAAUAAGUUGCAAUUAAAGCAAGCGGAGGAAACAAUCGAGGAGUAUUCCAGCAUCAUCAAGGAUCUCAGGCUGGCAAACCAGGAGCUGAGGACUCAGUUAGAGGACACAGAGAAUGAGGCCUCGCUAGCUACUCUCAGUGAUUUCAUGGGAGAAAAGCAGGCAUUGCCUCUUUCCAGGAUGUCUUUUGCAGAGGAGGUCAAGCUUCUAGCUGAAAUUAAAAAAGAGGAAAUUGAAGCAGAGGAACCGACCAGUCCUCCAAUCUACCACCAAACAAGCAGAUGCACACAAGCCAAGGAGUUGUGCACCCAGAGGGUAUUUGUGAUCUGCGUUGCCAUUAUCAGCAUUUUGGUCAUUUUGGCUGCAGGGAGUCAUGCAAGAAAUCUAGAUUUUCUUUCAGUCCACAAUCUAUGGAGGAGUGUGUGCCUGACAUUAGAUCCCUACUUUAGUGUGCAAUAUGGAGCCUUACCUCCGAUCUGAUCCAAGCAUUAAAUGUUUUUCUUUGUUGCAUACGUUGCGAUUUAUUUGGUAAAACAUGGUAAAAAAAAAAAAUAUGUGGCUGUUUAGUGGGAUACACAGUGGUUGUCUCAUGAUGGUUGUUCUCAUCUGGUUGCAAAUACUAAGGUCAUUUAUGACCUUACUCCUGUAGGUUAGUGAUAGACUACAGCAUGUUUUGACUUACGUUUUAUUUUGCUGUAAAAGUGGAACUCCAUCGAAAAAAUGUAAAAUACAGUAUUACCAUGCA